AUGCCGUGUAAAGAGAGAAAAAUCGCUAUUAUGGGCUAUCGUUCAGUCGGUAAAUCGUCGUUGAGUAUACAGUUUGUUAAAGGUCACUUCGUCGACUCUUAUGAUCCAACAAUUGAAAACACUUUUGUGAAAACAACUAAAGUUAACAAUCAAGAAUAUGACUUGAAAUUAGUUGAUACAGCCGGACAAGAUGAGUACUCCAUAUUGCCAACACAAUAUUCCAUGGACAUUCAUGGAUAUGUCUUGGUUUAUAGUAUUGCGUCACCAAAAUCUUUUGAAAUCAUUCAGAUAAUUUAUGAUAAAAUAUUAGACACGACUGGCAAUGUACAUGUUCCUGUAGUAUUGGUAGGCAAUAAAAAAGAUUUGCAUAUGGACCGUGUUGUUACACAAGAGGAAGGACGGAAGUUAGCAGAUUCUUGGAAAGCUGUAUUUCUUGAAGCUUCGGCCAAGCAGAAUGAGGUAACAUCAAAAAAAUGUGUAGCUGAUAUAUUCCAUACUAUGUUAAUGGAAAUUGAAAAAGCUGAUAAAUUCCAUACUAUGUUAAUGAAAAAUGAAAAACCAAAUGAAAAUAAUGUUCCAAACGAUAAUAAAUGCAGUAUAUCAUAA
Molecule: messenger RNA, 606 nt
Organism: Macrosiphum euphorbiae (potato aphid)
Lineage: Eukaryota; Metazoa; Arthropoda; Insecta; Hemiptera; Aphididae
Source: the annotation of a GenBank genome assembly